CCCCACUCACCAUUUCUUCUUCCUCCUCCUCCUUCUGAAACUCCAAUGGCGACUCCCAAUCCCAAUCCCCUUCUCCUCUCUCUCAUUUCCCUCUUCUCCCUUUUCCUCCUCGCAUUCUCAUCCAAGCUCACUAUCCCACUCUCCCCACUCUCAACCCACCCCUCCUCCUCAGAUCCAAUCCAGACCCUCAACCUCCUCUCCUCCGCCUCCCUCUCCCGCGCCCACCACCUCAAACGCCACCCCAACUCCUCCACUACCAAUGUACCCCUCAACCCCCGCAGCUACGGCGGCUACUCCAUCCCCCUCAGCUUCGGCACUCCUCCCCAGACCUCCACCUUCGUCAUGGACACCGGCAGCAGCCUCGUCUGGUUCCCCUGCACCUCCCGCUACGUCUGCUCCCGCUGCUCCUUCCCCAACAUUGACCCCUCCCACAUCCCCGCCUUCAUCCCCAAGCUCUCCUCCUCCUCCCGAAUUGUCGGCUGCAAGAACCCCAAAUGCGCCUGGGUUUUCGGCCCGGAAAUCAACACCAAAUGCCCCAACUCUUCCCAGGCCUGCCCAACGUACGUCAUCCAGUACGGCUCCGGCACCACCGCCGGCAAAUUGCUCUCCGAGUCCCUCGACUUCCCCGAUAAAGUCGUCCCUAAUUUCUUCGUCGGCUGCUCUUUCCUCUCCAUCCGACAACCCGCCGGGAUCGCCGGCUUCGGACGCGGGCCGCAGUCCCUCCCCGCCCAAAUGGGCCUCUCCAAAUUCUCCUACUGCCUCGUCUCCCGCAGAUUCGACGACACGCCGGUCAGCAGCGACCUCGUCCUCUCCACCGGCAAUGACGACGGUGCUGACGACAUCAGCUACACUCCCUUCCAGAAGAACCCGGGAGCCGCCAACACCGCCUACCGCGAGUACUACUACCUCCUCCUCCGCAGAGUCAUCGUCGGGAAGAAGCCCGUCAAGAUUCCGUACAAGUACUUAGUCCCCGGAGAAGACGACAAUGGCGGGACCAUAGUCGACUCCGGGUCCACGUUCACGUUCAUGGAGAGGCCGGUGUUCGAGGCGGUGGCGGAGGCGUUUGCGGCGCAGAUGGAGAAGUACACGCGGGCCCGGGACAUAGAGAACCGAACAGGGCUGAAGCCGUGCUUUGAUAUCUCCAAGGAGGACAAGGUGGACUUCCCGGAGCUGGUGUUCCAGUUCAAGGGCGGUGCGAAGAUGGCUUUGCCGUUGAACAAUUACUUCGCGUUGGUCACGAGCGAUGGAGUUGUGUGCUUGACCAUCGUCACGGACGGGGCGGCGGGGCCCGGAGUAGCGGCAGGGCCCGCGGUCAUUUUGGGGAGUUUCCAGCAGCAGAAUUUUUACGUCGAGUAUGAUUUGGAGCGGGAGAGGUUCGGGUUUAGAAAGCAAAACUGUAAGAAGUGAAAAGAGCUAGGGAACCCGGUUCUUAUUUUUUUUACUGGCUGGCUAGAUAGAUUAUAGGUUGAGAUAAUAACUUUUCAACUUUGUGUUUCAUCAAAAAAAAAAACUUUUCAACUUUGUGAUAAUCCGUCACAAAGCAAAAGGAAUUUUUCGCUUUUUGAUUUUGGGGUCUUGGGUCUUCCUGCUGAUGUUAAGCUAUAUAUUAACAUGACGUUCAAGGUUAUGAGAAUC
Argentina anserina (silverweed cinquefoil) is the source of this 1635-nucleotide messenger RNA. RefSeq names its product probable aspartyl protease At4g16563. Gene Ontology annotation, molecular function: aspartic-type endopeptidase activity. Gene Ontology annotation, biological process: proteolysis. Gene Ontology annotation, cellular component: extracellular region. NCBI's taxonomy places the organism in Eukaryota, Viridiplantae, Streptophyta, Magnoliopsida, Rosales, Rosaceae. The transcript has a single exon. The record is from RefSeq and is a predicted model, not a curated record. The coding region runs from base 46 to 1407 and encodes 453 amino acids.